CGUCUCUUCCGGCACUGCGAGGGAGACGGAGCGGCCAUGUUGGACUGUUGAUUUUAUAGAAAGCUAACAAUAGGACGGGUCCCGGUACUGGAGCUAGGAUUCAAAACUCAAUCCGAGUCCAUCCGCAGCGAAGCGGUGCCAGUCACGCACGACGGAGGGUAACACAACACGGUUCAUUACCGGGGGGUUCUUUAUAGCCGGGUAUUCGAAGUAUCAAAACCCAACACUUGUUUGCACUUGAGAAAAAACGAAUCUACAACGAACUGAAAGAAGAUAAAUAAAAAAUAUAUAUGUGUCUACAAAAAAAAAAAAAACUAAGAUAUAUAUCUGGAUCACUGUGAAGUAACUUGCUCUUUUUUAUAGGAAAAUAAACUGUUGAAUUUUUACUAUAAAUGACAAGAGGAAGAAAAACCUUUUAAAGUUCAAAAAAGCAAAAACGAAAGACGAAGAGCAAACUUCAUAAACUUCAUCAUCACCGAAGAGGCUCUGGUGGAUGUACUGAGCUGCUGUUACUGAAGCAAGCCUUUACUCUUCUAAAUAUAUUAAUAUAUAUAUAUGUUUAUAUAUACAUAAAUAUAUAUAUUACUUCUCUUCAUUUGCGAAGAGCGUUUCUUUACUGACUUAUCAAAACUUCUGUGUGGACGGCCGUGUCUGUGUUUUUUUUAUUACAAGCUGUCAAAGGAGGAUUUCAAACCAGGGGGGAAAAAACCUCUUGUAAUCGCACACGGGAAUACGUUUUGAAGUUCUUAAAAGGAACAAACGAUCCAUAGGAAAAGAGACGUGCAAUAUGGCCACAGCCAGGACCGAGAACCCUGCCCCGAUGCUGAUGGGACUGAGCAAACAGAACGGGCAGCUGAGAGGACAGCAAAAGCCUGCCGCCCCUCAGUCAGGACCCCCUGGGAUCGGGCACCCCGUCAAGCCCCCUCACCUGCUGCAGAGCGCUGCCCCUCAGAAGCCUGGAGCUCCUCCGAACAGUGGAGGGAUCAGGUUCGGGGAUGACUGGAAGAAGAAUCUACAGCUCCCGCCGAAGGACAUGAGAAUCAGGACUUCAGAUGUAACUUCCACAAAAGGCAACGAGUUUGAAGAUUACUGUUUGAAACGGGAGCUGCUGAUGGGAAUCUUUGAGAUGGGCUGGGAGAAGCCUUCGCCCAUUCAGGAGGAGAGUAUGCCCAUUGCACUGUCCGGACGGGACAUUCUGGCCAGAGCCAAAAACGGGACGGGGAAGAGCGGCGCCUACCUCAUCCCGCUUCUGGAACGGCUGGACCUCAAGAAGGAUAAUAUCCAGGCGAUCGUCAUGGUUCCCACUCGUGAGCUCGCCCUGCAGGUCAGUCAGAUCUGCAUCCAGAUCAGCAAACACAUGGGAGAGGUGAAGGUGAUGGCUACCACAGGAGGGACCAACCUGCGCGAUGACAUCAUGAGGCUGGACGAGACCGUCCACGUGAUAAUCGCCACGCCCGGCAGAAUCGUGGACCUGAUUAAGAAAGGAGUGGCCAAAGUGGACCGGGUCCAGGUGAUGGUGAUGGAUGAGGCUGACAAGCUGCUGUCUCAGGACUUUGUGGUCCUAAUCGAGGAGAUCAUCAGCUACCUCCCCAAAAACAGGCAGAUCCUGCUCUACUCUGCCACCUUCCCCAUCAGCGUACAGAAAUUCAUGAGCAAGCACCUGCAGAAGCCCUAUGAGAUUAACCUGAUGGACGAGCUCACCCUGAAAGGAAUCACUCAGUUCUACGCUUACGUGACGGAGAGGCAGAAGGUGCACUGCCUGAACACGCUGUUCUCCAGGCUCCAAAUUAACCAGUCGAUCAUCUUCUGCAACUCGACCCAGCGAGUGGAGCUUCUGGCCAAAAAGAUCACCCAGCUGGGAUACUCCUGCUUCUACAUCCACGCCAAGAUGAUGCAGGAGUACAGAAACCGUGUGUUCCACGACUUCAGAAACGGAUUGUGUAGGAACCUGGUCUGCACAGAUCUGUUCACAAGAGGCAUCGAUAUCCAGGCAGUGAACGUGGUGAUCAACUUCGACUUCCCAAAGAACGCAGAGACAUACCUGCACCGCAUCGGCCGGUCAGGGCGUUUUGGUCACCUGGGUCUGGCUAUCAACCUGAUCACUUCGGAGGACCGCUUCAACCUGAAAUCCAUCGAGGACCAGCUGGUGACGGAGAUCAAGCCCAUCCCGAGCAGCAUCGACAAGAGCCUGUACGUGGCGGAGUACCACUCGGAGCUGCACGGGCAGGAAGCCCACGACGUGGCGCUGGAGGAGCACCCCUAACGGGCUGUUGGGCAGCAGGUGGCUUUUUCUUCUCUCGAGGGAUGUAUCUGGUACUGCACAAAGACUUCUCUAAUUUGGAAAAAAUUCCGUAUUUCAAUCCCAUAUUUUCAAGUAAGCCUGGAUCAGCAAUCCUUGCUGUUGUAGUUUUUUUGUUAAAAAUCAUUACACUCAAAGAAAAAAACACCCUCUAGCAGUUUUUUUUUUUGUGUGUGAAGGCAACACUGAACAAAGCUGUAAAAAGACAGCCUUCUGGACCCCCCCACCCCCCUCACGCCCUCCGAUUCUCCCUCUGAAAUCUUACCCCACCCCCCCCCCCCCCGAUUCCUUCAUCGCCAGGAGGGAGCGAAUCAACUCUAAAGUGACUGACUGAUUUUAUCCCCAAAUCCUUUUCAAUCCUCUCACCAAACCUGCCAAUCUGUCCCCAGUAUCUGACCGGUCUUACUGCAGUAUUAAGUGCCUUAUCGCUCCCUCCUGUUCGGAAGGUAAAUGCAGCACCCACUAAACACCUAUUUUUUUGUCUUUUUUGUUAGUUUCUUUCUCAGUAGUUUUAAGAUGGAGCCCCACUUUUUCUCGCUCUCCUUUUUCGCUUUAUAAUCCAGACUUCACUCCCCUCUCUGCAUCUCCGAGUCGGAGUUGGAUUCUUUGAUUCUUGUUAAAGGACAGCUCGCAAGCUGACUGGAAUUCAAAAUAAAUACGCGAUUAGAAUUCAAAGCUUGGGAACGCGUAGAACAAAUGUGUUUUUUUUUUUUUUCAAAACCACGGCUUAUAAGGACUGCAGUGAGGAGCCGGAUUUAUUAAUUUUCCAAGAGAUGAGUUGGGGACAGUUCUCCUAGAGGACUGGACUCUGGGUGUGGAAUUUAAAAAAUAAAAUUAAAAAAAAAACGAUCUGUGGAUUGAACUGGAGACGCGUUCUUAAGAGACUUUUUGUUGGUGCGUAGAGCAAUGUAUUAUUUUGGAAAAUUUACAGCAGACCCAAUGCUGAAUUCUAAUGCAUAUUUACAACACGCAGGAUUUUUUUUUGCUAAGCUCAAGGGAAGGGGGGGGUGACAGAAGGAACUUCUACAAAAAUAAAGAAAUUAAAGGAGAGAACGGCCACCUACCCCCUGAGCUCCCCACCCCUCCCCAAAAAAUAAAACAGGGAUUGGAACGCAAGAAGUGGGAUCCAGAAUGCUUGUUUUAAGGAAUCGUCCUGUUUGGAAUUUCUUCAAAAUCCUGCGUUCUGUUAUUUCCGAUGAAGAUUCCCCACACGACUGCAGAUGGCAUGAAGAGUCUGGAUUGCUGUUUGCUGAGUUCAGUAGAGAGCUUUCUCCUGUAUAGAAUUGAAUUUCUUUCCUUUUUUUUCCCCAAAAGAUGUAUCUGGAACUGUAAGAUCAUUUUGGUUCUUUUUAAUUGUUUUUUUUUUGGUACCAGUGUAACUAUUGCCCCUCUGUAUCAAAGCACAAAUUGAUUCAUGUUGGGUGGAGUAGAAUCACCUACAAAACUAGCGAGAAACUGAAUCCUUUUAAAUUCUUUCUUUCGAAGCCCAAAGGAAAGUCGGCUAGAAACCUUUGUUCAACUUGUACAUAAAACUGUAUAAUACAUGUACAAAAGCGAUCAGGCGAAUUGUAAAUACUGUAUCAUAAAUAUGUGAAGUUCUCGAGUCUCUGGUAGGACGUUUCUGAGGAAAUUUGACAGUCUGUGCUUUUUUUUUAGUUUUAGGGUUUAUAUUUUAUUGUUUAUUUAAAAAGCUGUGAAAGGUGAGCUCUGACCAGGGAAGAGGACCCGUGUUUGAGAACCCGCUCUCUAGCCUAGCAGUCUAAAAAUAAGAUCUGUCGUAUUAGUUCCUACAGGCUGUGCCGUCUGCCUCUGUGUGUAUAUACUGUACAUAUGUAUAGAACAUACCAAGACCAUGUGCGAUCGUACGUGUUGGUGUGUUGACAUGUCUUGCGUGUGACUGACCUCAUUUGGGUUUGUCAGGAAGGCGCAUCUAAAAAUGUGGCUUUUUUUUUUUUUUUUUAAAGCAAGGUAUUCAACCCUUAAGCUAAUGCCUGUAUGAAUGAGACCUCUGUACGUCACAGAACCAAAGACACGUGGACAGUGUUAGCAACGUCUCUCCACCUUCCUGCUCCAGCGUCCUCGCUGUUAGCGACGUCUCUGUGCUGUCAAGUUACUGUGCUAUUUAAAAAAUUAAAAAAUAAAAAAAGUUUAACCAGCACUAGUAAUCUCACCACCAAACCUUGAAAAAAAAAAAAAAAAAAUCUAGCUAGCCGACGUCAUUAAAACUGAAUGGCUAGAGAUUACAAAUCCUGCUGUUUUUUCAAAUUACAUCUCGGGUGGAAACCACAGUAGUUGAGUUCAGAUUUAACUGCAUCCCUUCAUAGCUUGUGCCCAGCGAAAGAUGUGUGAAUUGAACUGACCUGACUGACCGCAGCGUGCGGUGGCAGUCUGACCAUUUCCGUCACGCUCUGUUAAAACAGUAACCCGCUUCUGAAAAGACUCCCCCGCUGUGAUGUCAGUCCCAGCUUUCCAGGCAGGUCCCGCUCGCUCGCUCAGUGUAGAGACGGGCGGCUGCGUCAGAUUCCAGAGUCGAACCUCGUUCUAGUUCCAGAGACUCCCGUAUUGAGAACUUGUGUCUGUUGUUUUUUUGUUUAAGGUUUUAAGGCUGAAGGUGCAUUGA
Messenger RNA from Acipenser ruthenus (sterlet), 4919 nucleotides. Its product is annotated as probable ATP-dependent RNA helicase ddx6. Gene Ontology annotation, biological process: P-body assembly; cytoplasmic stress granule assembly. Lineage: Eukaryota; Metazoa; Chordata; Actinopteri; Acipenseriformes; Acipenseridae. Gene Ontology annotation, cellular component: cytoplasmic stress granule; P-body. The coding region runs from base 788 to 2263 and encodes 491 amino acids. The record is from RefSeq and is a predicted model, not a curated record. The transcript is spliced from 14 exons. Gene Ontology annotation, molecular function: RNA helicase activity; mRNA binding; ATP binding.